CAUUCUAAUGACCAGCUGUAUGCAGCAGUAGUAAGAGCAUGCGCAGUACGUGAAAAGAGGACGGCGAAGAUUCAAAGUUUUUGUUCAGAGUUUUCUUUCCUUGACUUGCACCGACCAACAAAUUCAGGAUGUUUGGCUUUCACAAGUCAAAAAUCUACCGGAGUAAUGACGGCUGUUGCAUCUGUAAGACCAAGUCCUCUAGUUCACGCUUCACGGACAGCAGCAGAUAUGAAGAGACCUUCAGGAUGUGCUUUGGACUCUCAGAAGAUCGUGUUGGAGACAUUUGUAAUGCGUGUGUUCUGCUGGUGAAGAGAUGGAAGAAGCUGCCUCAUGGCUCCAAGAAGAACUGGAAUCAUGUGGUUGAUGCUAGAGCUGGCCCAGGUUUUAAGGUGACAAAACCCAAGAAGAUCAAGAACAGUGAUGGGAAGAAGAAGAGCAAACUAAAGAAGCUUCAUAAGUUUAAGAGGCAAACAGACUCAGAUGCUCACAGCACAACGUCCAGCAUGUCUCCUGCCCAAUCUCCCAGUUACAGCAACCAGUCAGAUGACGGUUCCGACAUCGAGUCCAAACAAAGACGCUCAUCUCCUUCCAUCUUCUCCUUCCUGGAUCGUUCUUACUGGAAGAGGCAAAAGGUGUGCUGUGGAAUUGUCUACAAAGGUCGGUUUGGAGAAGUGAUUAUCGAUCCCCGACUUUUCAAGCCUUGCUGCAGCUCAAAAAAACAGAAGACACUGACGCCCACGCAGGUGCCCACACUCCAACCACAGCUCCCAGAAGAUUUGAAAGAAACCUGGUGAAUGGUUUUUGUCAGUCUCCCUUUUUCCUUUAUGGGGCUAUCCAUGGCAUCCACCUGGAUUUGUCUCCAGUGGCAGACCUCAUUUUCAUUCCCCGUUAGAUCAGUUAAUGUUCGUCCUUGUAAUAAUCAUUUUUAUAUGGGUAUUUUUUUAAUCUUUUGUAUAGAGUUGAGCUCUUUGUUUUAAAAGAAAAAAUAAAAUAAAAAAAAAACUUUUGGGCAUUAGUGUUAUUUAUAGGAUAAGGAUUAAAUUUUGUUGAGUUACAUUUUUGGUCCUAGAUUGCGUUUGGUUAUUUUUGUACUGAAUGAUCAAUUUUUGUAAAUAAUUUCUGUUUUUAUUUCAUAUCAGGACUGCUUUAUUUUUUAUAACUUGUAAUACUGUAAUUGUGUGUAUGAAAGACACCAGCUAUUUCUAAUACCAGCGUCGUGGGUUGAAGGGAACCUUCAACAUUUUUGCUGCAAUGUUCCGUCAUCUUUUAGCUUUAUUUGUUUCUUCUAGUGCACAACUUGCUUUUGAUAACACACAAGGAUCAUUAGCAAAUCUGUUCUGUAUAAAUGUAAUUUCUUUAAAUGUGUACAGAUUAGACACGUUGGACAUAAACAGCUUUAGCCACCAGUUUGAAACACUCAGUUUUAAUUUGCUCAGCAGUUUGUGCACAUUAGACCAUGCUUGCAGUAUGUCCCUCUGCUUGUUGCAUUGACAGUUUUUAUUUAUUUCUUUUGUACAGCCUCCAAUGAAAUUACAUUGCAUGUUGUAAAGCAAAUUGUUUUUUCAAUGAAUUUUGUAAAUACAGCAUUUUUGGCUCGUGAGUUUUCCAAAAAAAAAAAAAAAAAAAAUUACAUGAAACAGCAAACCACUACAUCUGAAAGGUGCUGAAGGCAUGUAUUUCUUUCUUUUUCUUUUUUCUUAUGCUAAAAGACAGCUUGAUAACUCAUUAUUUCCUCAGGUAUGUUUCUCGAAAGGCUUGCAUUGUAUUGACUUGUGCUAUGUGCAGAAGUAGGUGUAAGCUGCAGGAAUCGGAGAAACUCGCCUGCAGAAUCAGUGAGCUGUGAACAUCUGUUUUCUGCUGUCAAACUGAACAUGCUGGAGACCAGUGCUUACUCUACAUCUUUGUGCUUAGAGGAACAUGUUCAUCAAAAGAAGCAAUUGUCUAAAGUUCAAACUAUGCAGACAUUUUGAAUGUGAGAAUUGCUCUGGGGCUUUUAGUCUCUUUUAGAUGAUUGGCCCUCUUUUUUUUUUUUUUUAACCAAAUUGGCUCUAUUAUUUCAGCAAUAAUGUCACAUUGUCGUCACCAGUCAAUGUCUCAAAAUGUAUGUAUGCCAUGUUAAAAAUAUUGCUUAUAUUGCACAGUUAUUGCCAUGGUGUAUACUGUCUCAGAACUUCAGUGACAACGGUUGCUGUUUUUUUUUUCUCUCUCUUUUGAAUUUUUGUAACCAAACUCGACUUAAAGUAAUUGACAGGCACUGCUCUGUAAAGUUGCUUAAUAUAUAUAAACUGUAUUCUGCGGCAGGGUAGUGAAAUGCUGAAAAAUUAUGAUUCUUAUUGAAGAGGUAAGCUGCUUCCUUUGUAAGCUGGAAAAUAAGCUGUUUUUUAUCUUUAGGAAGUUGCCAUGUGUUUGCAAGGUACAUUUUGGGAUGUAAGAUGUGCCUUAACGAAUGACCUGACCUUUUUCUCUAUGAUUCGUAUGUAAUUUAUAUUUAUUUAUUACACAACCUUUUUUUUUUUUACUAAAAUUUUGAGCUAACUGGUGUUGAGCCUUUCAGAAAAAAAAGUCUGUUUCUAAUUUUGUGCACUUCCUUUGAACAUGCAAUGUAUGGUUUUUUAUAUGCUUUUUGUAUACUGUACCACAAAGUAGAUCUGUAUAAUAAAAAUUAAAACUGUU
Molecule: messenger RNA, 2673 nt
Organism: Xiphophorus maculatus (southern platyfish)
Lineage: Eukaryota; Metazoa; Chordata; Actinopteri; Cyprinodontiformes; Poeciliidae
Gene: sinhcafl
Product: SIN3-HDAC complex-associated factor-like
Exons: 6
Coding region: 129-794 (221 amino acids)
Biological process (GO): negative regulation of cell migration
Source: RefSeq, a predicted model, not a curated record